AUACAUGCACAACACAAAUGCAGACAUCAUGCCUGCAAACCCACUCCAGCUUUCUCGUGACAGAGCUCACAGGCCAAUAAAUCUACACCCUUCACCAUCUUUCACGCAUUUCCCACAAAUCUUUUUCCAAACCCCUUCUGCAUAAUCACUAAUCACCCAAUUGGGUACUCUAAACUUCAAUCUUUUUCCUCAUUCACCAUUAAAACUAAUAACAAUCUCAGUGUUUCAUACAUCCCCUGUUCAAGAUUCUUCCACAAGCUUUCUUGGAAACUUCAAUUUGACCCCAUUGAGUAUAACAAUUUAUAUAAAAAUCCCAAGAGGGUUUUUUUAACCUCAGAUCAUCAUAAUAUUUUGUGGGGUUGGUGAAAGUUUGUGUCUUGAAGAUGGAUUACUGUUGUACAAUGAUAAAUAAGGGUACCCUUUUGCCAAAAAUGUGUGGGGGUGAUGGGGGUUUAAGAAAUGGAGAUGAAGGGUUUUGGGGGGAGAAGAUUAGAGGGAGGUUAAACGGUGCCGUUUGGGUUAAUCAUGUGCAAAAAAGGUUGGGUUUUCAGAAGCAGAUUAGGAAGGUUACAAAACCUGGGGUUGCUUUCUCUGUCAUCACAUCAGAUAGUGGCAAAGAGACCUUAGUUGAGACACUGACAGCACCAAAGUUUGAGAGAAGAAGAAUUGAUCCAAAAAAUGUGGCGGCGAUCAUACUCGGUGGUGGUGCAGGAACUCAACUCUUCCCUCUUACGAGCAAAGCCGCUACUCCAGCUGUACCUGUAGGAGGAUGCUAUAGACUUAUAGACAUCCCAAUGAGCAACUGUAUAAACAGCAGUAUAAACAAAAUCUUUGUUCUAACUCAGUUCAAUUCCGCUUCACUUAAUCGUCACAUUUCCCGUACUUAUUUUGGCAACGGUGUGAACUUCGGGGACGGUUUUGUGGAGGUGUUGGCUGCUACUCAAACAUCUGGCGAAACGGGAAUGAACUGGUUCCAAGGAACUGCAGAUGCCGUGAGGCAAUUUACAUGGGUUUUCGAGGAUGCCAAGAACAAGGAUAUUGAGGAUAUACUAAUCUUGUCGGGUGAUCAUCUUUACCGUAUGGACUAUCUUAACCUUCUGCAGAAUCACAUCGACAGAGACGCUGAUAUCACCGUUUCUUGCGUGCCGGUUGGUGAAAGUCGGGCAUCUGAUUUCGGACUGUUAAAGUUUGAUAACAAGGGUAAAGUCGUCCACUUUGCUGAAAAACCGAAAGGCGAAGAUUUGCAUGCAAUGCAGGUUGAUACGACUUUACUUGGCUUAUCACAACAAGAGGCGGAAGAAUCACCGUAUAUUGCAUCAAUGGGUAUUUAUGUGUUCAAAAAAGAUGUUUUGUUUAAACUGCUAAGAUGGAGAUACCCGACAUCUAAUGACUUCGGAUCCGAAAUUCUUCCUGCUGCCGUGACGGAACAUAAUGUGCAAGCGUAUUUGUUUAGAGAUUAUUGGGAGGAUAUUGGAACGAUUAAGUCUUUUUAUGAUGCGAAUUUGGCUCUUACAGAUGAGGUACCGAAGUUUCAGUUUUAUGACCCGAAGACUCCGUUUUUCACUUCUCCAAGGUUCUUGCCACCAUCCAAGAUUGAAAAAUGCAAGAUAAAGAAUGCAAUUAUUUCACACGGUUGUUUCUUGAGAGAAUGCAGCAUCGAACACUCGAUAGUGGGCGAACGCUCACGAAUCGACUCAGGGGUCGAGCUCAAGGACACACUAAUGUUGGGGGCAGAUUAUUAUCAAACGGAAUCCGAGAUUGCGUCUUUGCUGGCUAAUGGAAAGGUCCCAAUCGGGGUCGGAAGUAACACGAAAAUCAGAAACUGCAUUAUAGAUAAGAAUGCAAAGAUUGGAAGUGAUGUGGUGAUCAUGAAUAAAGAUGGUGUCGAAGAAGGUGAUAGAGCGGAUGAAGGAUUCUACAUAAGAUCUGGGAUUACAAUCAUAUUGGAGAAAGCUACAAUCAAAGAUGGUGUUGUUAUAUGAAACAUGAAGCUCUUUUCUUUCUUGCUUUUGUGGUGGAUGGAUGGAUGGAGGGUAAAGUACAAGUAAUGAUGCAGAGAGUACAUGUUUAUCCUCCAUGUGACCAAGUUCAAGUGGGGUGCCCAUGGGUGAUGUUGGUUGGACCCUAGGGUCAAUGGUUGUAACCAUACAUAGGGCCACAACACAUCAUCCCUUUUUCUUGUAAUAAAUAUUACUAUGUAUUAUAUUUAUGAAAACAUUUGAAGCCACUUAUUAGAUAUGGGAAUGUUUUUAUUUUACUCGUA
Messenger RNA from Helianthus annuus (common sunflower), 2263 nucleotides. RefSeq names its product glucose-1-phosphate adenylyltransferase large subunit 1. The record is from RefSeq and is a predicted model, not a curated record. Gene Ontology annotation, biological process: glycogen biosynthetic process. The transcript has 15 exons. The coding region runs from base 384 to 1982 and encodes 532 amino acids. Lineage: Eukaryota; Viridiplantae; Streptophyta; Magnoliopsida; Asterales; Asteraceae. Gene Ontology annotation, molecular function: glucose-1-phosphate adenylyltransferase activity.